Amphiprion ocellaris (clown anemonefish) is the source of this 3962-nucleotide messenger RNA. It is a transcript of the gene ppp1r42, whose product is annotated as protein phosphatase 1, regulatory subunit 42. Lineage: Eukaryota; Metazoa; Chordata; Actinopteri; Pomacentridae. Gene Ontology annotation, molecular function: protein binding. The coding region runs from base 2038 to 2946 and encodes 302 amino acids. The record is from RefSeq and is a predicted model, not a curated record. The transcript is spliced from 10 exons.
UAUAGACAUAGUAUGUAUUGUCAACACCUGAAGCCACAGCAACAUUUUGUCCUUUCAUGAUUUGGCCUCUAAACGUCUUUUCACACAUAACCUGCCAUAGCACAACAUAUAAACAACGCAGCGCGACUGCAUGUAACACUCGGUCUAACCUCGCACUAGUCAUUGAAGUGGCGUAGCCUGUCAUAGCAUUACAUAAUGGAACAACAAACUCAAGCUUCUGCACAGGCUCAGCGGGAAUCGACUGCUAUGUGUGGGAUGUCUCUGCGGAGACACUCCCAGCACAGUUUGGCUCUCAGUGGUACACGUCGUGGCAGAGCGGCCGGCUCGUCAGGUUGUGGUGUGGCAGUGAUGCAGCGCAGAAACAGAAGCCGUACACACUGGAGUCUAUUCACCCGAUGCGUCUGCUCUACAUCGAAGCAGACACUCGCCAAGUCUGCCUUUUUUUUUACUGACAACUGCUUUGGCCUGGGUUUGUGUUAUGUCUUUUUUCUCUGGUAUUGUAAUGGCUAAAUGUAUAUUUUUGAUGCCAUGUAUUGCCGAUGAGAGAAUCCCAGUGGGACAGGGAAGGUGCCUGUUUUUUCUCAUAUGCAUGAGCUUUGGCACCACUUCUUAUAAUGAUUUUCUCUUACCAUUAUUUAAGCCAAGUCUGAAAAUGGAGGGUUUUCAGUAUUGUGGUUUAGGAAGAGGAAACUUAUUAGAUUAUAUUUAAUGCAAUUUAGGAAUUUAAAGUUGUUGAAUAAGGUUUUUGCGCAGUCUCCUGAAUAGCUCAUGUUUUUGCCACAUAUUUAAAUAUAUUACAUUGAUGACUGUCACGGUGCUGAGGAAGUAUUUAAAGAAUGCACUUCUAAAAUAGUUUGGUCUUUCAUAGUUAUUUAGGAAUCAGGGAAACAUAUUGAACUCGUUGGACAUAUAAAUAUUGUGAUUAUCACCAGAUGGACAUUUGUAUGCAUGACAAGGAAAUUUAUGCAAAUUUUAAUCAAGUCAAAUUGUGGGCAGCCAAAAAUCCAUUCCACAUUUUUUAUUUUUUUACCAUUCUCUUUUAACAUUUAGCAAUUUUCUAAUUCCUAAGUAUGUUCCCCAUUACUAUAUAAAGCUUCCAACUGCAGUGGAAUUUCUUCACCUUUGCUGUUUGCACAAAAAUAAAAAGAGUGAGCAGCUUAGUGACUUGACAAACCUGAUUAAUAGCCACGAGUAGCCUCAGUGUUUAGGCCCUGUAGAUCUAAUCACCCCACCAAGAACUGGAGAUGUUAUGUUUAGUUUGGCACUGAGAAGAGUAAAGCCCACAAGCAUGGUGCCAUGUGUGAAGAAGUUGAACCCUCCACCAUGUGCCUCUGCAUAAGUGGAGGAAAGUCACCCCCUAACAGGAAACCCAGGUCAUGACAUGAUAUAGAUUAACAAUGCAGGGGUCACUGGGAGAAGUGGGUUGUGGUCCUGACUUGGUAUGUUGAAAAUUGAAUCUAGUUCGGUACGUGUUAAUUGAAGAGAGGAAGUCGGGAAAUGUAAAGCGUAAAGUCUGAGCGUACAAUUAACGCGAGAUUGACUUUUAACUUACUUUUACUAACUGCUUACCCUACGAAAUAGUGUGUAAAAAAAAAAAAAAAAGGCCAUAAUUUGUGUCUAACCGUUUUCCCUUUGCAGUUACAUGAUUAAAUCCAAAUAUAUGAAAUAACGUGCUUUUUUAAAACAAAAAACUUGGUAACAGCUGGUGUUUUUCCGGUGAUGCAACAAAUUCAGUCACCCUACAUAUUCUGUGACCGACGCGCUGCUUACGUGGUUUCCAUAGCAACAGUUGGACAGUCUCAAACAAAACGGCGAAACUCUCAGCUCGCUUCACAACUUUUCGCUUCAAAAGUGUUUAGCCAACUCGCAUUUUAAAACCCACUGACGAAACUUAAAGGUCAAGCCCACUGGAGGUGAUAAAAGGAAGGAGAAAGCUCUGCACAACCUGCACGGACAGCCCUAGUCACUACUGCGGGCUGUAUGCUUGGCUGAAGCUGAAAAGGAUCCUCUCUGAAGCAGAGUGUGUGACAAGCCAGCAUGGUGCGUCUGACUGUCGAUCUGAUUGCUAAAUCUAGCAACCACUUCAAAAAGAAAAGGGGCCUCUCCCUGUCAGAGUAUCUCAAGACCCUCACCCACCUCCACUUUUCCAACAAGAAUAUUGAAAGUGUUGGAGAUCUCUCCAUGUGUAGAAACCUCACCGUUCUCUACCUAUAUGAUAAUCAGAUGACAUACAUUUCGAACCUUCACUUUGCCUUCAAACUCACCCAUCUGUAUAUGCAGAACAACAACAUCACUCAUAUAGACAAUCUAUAUAAUUUGCAGAAACUUUCCAAACUGUAUUUGGGUGGAAACAGAAUUGCAGUGGUGGAAGGCUUAGAGCAGCUCCAUGAGCUCAAGGAGCUUCAUCUGGAGAAUCAGAGGCUGGAACCAGGGGAAAAGUUGCUCUUUGACCCCAGGACUCUGCUCUCACUUGCUGAUUCCCUUUGUGUCCUGAACAUCAACAACAACAACAUUGAUGAUAUCAGAGACCUGGCAGUGCUGAAGGAAAUCCAACAUUUUUCUGCUGCUGACAAUGAAUUGCACAAUAUGGAGGAGCUAGAAGAUGUGUUCAGCCUAUGGCCUCAGCUGCUUCUAAUGGAUUUAAGUGGAAAUCCUGUGUGUAAAAAACCAAAGUACAGAGACCGCAUGAUAACUGAGUGCAAAAGACUUGAGGCUCUCGAUGGAAAGGAAAUUCAUGAGUUAACCAGACAGUUCCUUGUUAACUGGAAAGCAUCCAAAGAGGCCAAGAAGAGAAAAAACAACAAACACGUGCCGUCUGACUCAUCGAUCCCCUAUUCUUUAACAAAUGACUUUAACAUGGGUCAGGCUCCACAUCCUGGUCACAUCUACAGCCACGCCAACAUGCAGGGUUGGAAUCCACAACAGUCUCUCAGGGCGCAACAAUGAGAGAUUGCUAUGAAUGGACUCAGUUAUGUGGCCGUGUCAUCAGACAUCAACAGUCAUACAGAAGCUUAGGACAAACCUACCAGUCGACUGACUCCUCCACCUUACGUGCACAUCAGCCAGAGCACAGGACUAAGCAUGCAUCUGCCUUCUUUAAGCACCUUCGUCAUCAUAGCUGUGGAUUUUUUAUCCUUGUAACAGGACACAGUCACUGUCACCCACGCUGUGAUGUCCACAACUGCAGAGUCACCUGACCUGGUGGAUUACUGUUCUUUAAAAUUAUAGACAUUUUUUCACAAUAUAUUUACAAAUGUUUUGAUUUUAACUUGCAGUUACGACUAAACCUUUGCUCCUAUAAGUGUAUUAAUUGGCUGGAAAUAGUAAGUACACUCUAAGAAAUUUCCCUGUAAAUUCACAGUAAAGAGCUGACAGCAAAAGUUGCCAGCAGCACAAUGUUAUUUUACAGUAAUCCUACCAUAUUCUACAACAAGUUUAUUACUGUAAAAAAUAUUACAGUAUUAUGCUGUUUAGAGAGCUAUUUCCUGGGGCUUUCAAAAUGAAAGCCCCAGGAAAUAGCAAAUGGCUCAGACAAGAGAUGACUUUUUAACAUUAAGCUUUUAUUAAAGCCAACUCUGUAUCAAACAUAGUUCAAAAACUGACCUAUUUAACCCAUUAAAUUUUAGUAACAUACAAUCAUUUCCUCAUGCUGAACAGGUUCCCAUUGUGCAUGUUCUAGUUCAGGUACACUGAGUUUGGUUUCCAUUUCCCCUGAACUGUAACAAAAGAUAUCUAUAUAUCACUUGAAUUAUUUAACUACUGCAUUGAACACAUUCAGCAGCUAACAAAUUUCAAGUAAUUCAAGUCUUGUAAAAUAAUAUCUAUAAAAACAAUUAGUGAUGUUUAACAGGUUGUCAACAAUCUGUAUAAAAACUGCAUAUCACAUUUCAGGUACCCUGCCUUCAGAAUCAGUCUUUCAUAACUCUUGAUCAUGUUCAAUAAACACCUAGUCAAGGAACAAA